Adineta ricciae is the source of this 1188-nucleotide messenger RNA. Lineage: Eukaryota; Metazoa; Rotifera; Eurotatoria; Adinetida; Adinetidae. The record is from the annotation of a GenBank genome assembly.
AUGUCAAGCGGUUUGCCGCCACCUGUGGGCGAAGUAAUGACAAUUGUGUAUUAUAAUGGCAAACCUUAUAAAGGUUUUGGUUUCGGCGAUUCUACAACAACAACAGUCAAUGAUGUUCGUGACCUUUUGAUAAAGAGUGGUGUAGAAAUAUCGGAAAACUCAUCAUACACGGUUAUGAUCUACGAUGAAGAUGCCGAGAUGGAUCUUGUUCUUACUAAUCGUUAUUUGCAAGAGGUCCAUUCUUGGCGAAACUGUUUAUCAACAAAGAAAAUAGUGAAACUCACCGUGAUAGAAGGUGUCCGAUCAGAAGCGCAAUCCAGUGUACGGCGCGUAGUGCAACCUGGUGUAACUCAAAAUAUUGACCAGCACGCAGCGACUCCACUGAUACAAACAGACAGUGAACAGAUGAACGAUGGUUCAGACGAAGACACUAUAGGUGAAUUAUUGAAGCAAGAUAUAGCCAACCCAGAUAUAUUUGACGCCGGCGCAUCGUUUUCUGGAAGCGACUUCGAGGCUAUGUUAGACAAGUUUGUACAGUCACCACUCAAGUUUAUUGCAGAUCUUCAAGAAAAUCAGCGAUUUCAAUAUUUGAGCGAUGAUCUAACAAUGCUUCAAAGUGACAAAGGGAUUCUACACGCUCAAAAGCAUCCAUUAUUGCAGAUACCUGACACCUACGUACCAUUAAUUGAAGAGGAUAAGACAGUGAACCUGGUCGUUGCAAUAGUUGUGACAGAAAGUAUUGCUAAUGAGCUGCGUUAUUACCUAGCCCCACAUCGUGGGUUCUUAUCAAAAAGCAGUGUUGAUUUACUUUCGGAAAUUAAAUCAUUUUAUAAUCCCUUUAUUCUGCCAAUCAAGAAGGAGCAGCUGAAAAAGAUAACAUAUGAAGGAAAACAAAUAACUGUAAUAGAAUUGGAAUUAUAUUUGAUGUAUCCGAAGGGUGCAACAAAAGAUCGCAAUCCACUACUGAUUCCUUUCAAUAAAGACUUUAUUCUGCGCACAGAGCAUCCAGUACUCUCUCAUGUCAACCAAAGAUCUAAUCGAACAGAAGCAAACAGCAACGAACAUAUUCAGAAUAAUCCUGAUGAAAACAAAUUACAUCUUAAAUGCUUUUUACAUACUGAUGGCCCAGAGAAAGAAUUGGAUUGGAGUACCUGCUGCGAAUCGAAGCCGUUUUCUGCUGGUUUGUAG